Molecule: messenger RNA, 1671 nt
Organism: Kwoniella botswanensis
Lineage: Eukaryota; Fungi; Basidiomycota; Tremellomycetes; Tremellales; Cryptococcaceae
Exons: 13
Coding region: 1-1671 (556 amino acids)
Biological process (GO): protein neddylation
Cellular component (GO): cytoplasm
Molecular function (GO): NEDD8 activating enzyme activity
Source: RefSeq, a predicted model, not a curated record
AUGGACGAUUCGAUCGAUGUUACCCAUGCGACUACUGGGACUGUCGAGAUACCUUCAUAUCGACCUGAUGCAAAGACUAGACGAUAUGAUAGACAAUUAAGACUGUGGGCUUCAGCCGGUCAGAGAUCGCUCGAAUCAGCCAGAGUUUUGCUGGUAGGAUGCGACGCCACGGGAUGUCAAGCGUUAAAGAACCUCGUACUUCCUGGUAUAUCUCAUUUUACCAUCCUUUCACCUGACCUCACCACUUCUCAAGACGUAGCUACCAACUUCUUCCUCCAUCCUGAUUCUGUUGGAUCUCCGAUAGCUGAGCAGAGUGUCAAGUAUCUGAAAGAGCUUAAUCCUGCUGUCGACGGAUCUGCUAAAGUCGAAGAGCCGUCUUCUCUCCUCGUAUCCGAACCAGAUUUCAUCACAUCUUUUACCCUCAUCAUCGCUUCAAACAUUGAGCCAUCCCUCGAACUUCGAUUAGCAGAUCUUCUCUGGGAUGUGUCGAAUGGUGUCGGUGGACCUGAUAUUCCGUUGAUUGCAAUCAGAAACUCAGGGUUUAUCGGUAGAGUGGAAAUCCAACUUAGGGAGCAUAGUGUGGUUGAUACUCAUCCUGAUACUACUCAUACUCUUCGACUUGAUUCUCCUUUCCCUUCUCUUGAACAACAUGCACGAUCGCUCGAUCUCUCUGCAAUGGACAGUAUGGAGCAUUCUCAUAUUCCAUGGGUAAUCUUAUUAGUGAGAGCAGCAAGUAUAUGGAAAGAAUCGCAUGGUGGUAAACUACCUGAAACGAGUGAAGAAAAAGCGGAAUUUAAGGAAUUGCUCAAGAAGGAUAAGGUGAAAGGUGAUGAGGAGAAUUAUGAGGAAGCUUUGGCUCAAGCCUACAGAGUUUGGUCUAAGUCCGAGGUUCCAUGGGAGAUCAAGCAACUGUUGGAGGAUGACAGUGUCAAGAAUAUAUCCUCCAGUUCAAAGAAUCUACACAUACUCCUUCAUACCCUUUCUCAAUAUACUGCUACUCCACCACAUCUACCGCCUACUUCGCCCUCUUUACCCGAUAUGCAUUCAUCAACAACCUCAUACGUGCAUCUUCAGAACCUUUAUAAGAAGGAAUACCAAUCUGAUUUAGCUCGAUUCAAGACACUUCUCGCUGAGGUGCUUCAGAAGAUUGGGUUGGAAGACGGUACGAUACCUGACGAGGAGGUUGAAGGGUUUGUGAAGAAUGUAGGCGGAGUGGGGAUGAUCAAAGGUACUCCAUUAAGGGAAAGGAAGGAAGGUAAAGGAUUGAUCGCUCAGUCAAUCGCUGAUUAUCAGUAUGACGAGUAUGACGGCUCGACAACUUGUUUCGCCAUGCACCUCGCUCUUUUGGCGUCGGAGAGAUUCUAUAUCGUCCAUAAGAGAUGGCCGGGGGUGAAGGGCAAAUCGGAUAUGUCAGAGGAUAAUCGAGAGGUCGAAGAGAUCCUAAAGGGUAUAUUGGGAAAGAAAGAUUUGGAAGAAGUGGAUGAUAUAUUUGUGGAAUGUAUUGCUGAGAUAACAAGAGGAGGAUCCGGCACGUUACCCACAACAGCUGCGUUUUUAGGUGGUAUAGUAGCUCAGGAAGCCAUCAAAUUGGUGACUAACCAAUAUACACCUUUGGAUAAUACGGUGAUUGUAAAUUUGGUGAAGAGUGAAUCGGCCAAAUUCAAACUGUGA